AACGGCUUAUUUCCCUUUUCGUGGCAGGAAAGACCUGGCCGCUCGCUUUCGGCUCGGGCAUGGGCCUAGGAAUGGCGUAUUCCAACUGCCAACACGACUUCCAGGCCCCGUACCUUCUCCACGGGAGAUUCAUGAAGGUGAGUCGAAGAGGCUCCUCGGGGGAGCGGAAGGCCCGCCCGCCCGCCAGACCCUUUUAAUUCCUCGGCCCUCCGGCGAUGCCCACCUGGGGAAUCCCUGCCUGUCCCGGGUGCCUUUAGU
Messenger RNA from Notechis scutatus (mainland tiger snake), 258 nucleotides. The record is from RefSeq and is a predicted model, not a curated record. Lineage: Eukaryota; Metazoa; Chordata; Lepidosauria; Squamata; Elapidae.